AUGGAUGAUCUCAUCUUCGACACACUCGACAAGCUCUUUGCCAAAACAGGAAUUCCUCCAUCAGAAAUUGACAUACUUGUUGUCAAUGUUUCUUUGUUCUCUCCUGAACCUUCCCUAGCAGCUCGAGUAGUUAAUCGUUACAAGAUGAGAUCAGACGUCAAAACUUUCAACCUCUCUGGAAUGGGCUGCAGUGCAAGCAUUGUAUCCAUUGAUCUGGUGCAGAACUUGUUCAAGUCGUACAAUAAUGCAUUCGCUAUUGUUGUGAGUAUAGAAUCGAUAGAUCCAAAUUGGUACCGGAGCAAAGAAAAAUCCAUGAUGCUCUCGAACUGUCUGUUCCGUUCAGGAGGUUGCUCAAUGCUCUUCACAAACAACAGUGCUUUAAAACACCAAGCCAUCUUCAGAUUGAAACAUCUUGUACGAACCCAUCUUGGCUCGAUCAAUGAGGCCUACAAAUGCUGCAUACAAGUAACAGAUGAACUUGGCUACAAAGGUUUUCUCCUUAAUAGAAGCCUUAAGAAAUCUGCUGCUCAGGCUUUUACUGUGAAUUUCAGAGUCUUAGUACCUAAAAUAUUACCACUAAGUGGCCUGCUUCGCUAUAUUUACGUAUCUCAUCGUGGCAGGGCAAUUAUUGAUGAUAGUGGCAAGAGUCUAGGCCUUAGCGAUUAUGAUCUUCAGCCAGCUAGAAUGGCACUUCAUCGAUUUGGCAAUACAUCGGCUGGUGGCCUUUGCAAAGCAUCUCCUUCAGAUCUUAUUAAACCGGAAUUAGCCCCUUCACUGUCAGCUGCCCGUGAAGCACGAUAA
Dovyalis caffra is the source of this 801-nucleotide messenger RNA. Lineage: Eukaryota; Viridiplantae; Streptophyta; Magnoliopsida; Malpighiales; Salicaceae. The record is from the annotation of a GenBank genome assembly.